This is a messenger RNA of Artibeus jamaicensis (Jamaican fruit-eating bat), 6083 nucleotides long. RefSeq names its product family with sequence similarity 167 member A (gene FAM167A). NCBI's taxonomy places the organism in Eukaryota, Metazoa, Chordata, Mammalia, Chiroptera, Phyllostomidae. The coding region runs from base 3219 to 3836 and encodes 205 amino acids. The record is from RefSeq and is a predicted model, not a curated record. The transcript is spliced from 6 exons.
UUGCAGCAUUUGUCUGCAGUACAGCAAAAAAACCUUGGGAUCCACUGCCUGGUGCCUUCUGUGUGAGCCAGGGCCUCUUUCCAGUAUCUCAGUCUUGUUGGUUUGGCUUUCCAAAUGCUGUUGAUAAUACCUGGCCUGCGAGAUACUGUGAGCACAAGUGAUAGCAUGGGUGUGAGAGAAGGGCACAGAAUUAGCUCUCAAUAGCUAGUAUCUGUUUUUGUUUGUUUGUUAUUUUAUAGCACUCUAGCCAGCCGUUGAUUCUGCUCUCAGAGCCUGUUCAAAGUGUUGCUUCACUUGGCUAUGAAAACUCAGAGGGGAAGAGACUGAAGGAGGCCACAGAGGAAGGGCCUUACAAUCUAGAGCGGAGAGGAGCUGUCCUGGACUCCACCAGCUGAGGGACCAAUGGGACCAGCAACGUUGCUCAGAUGACCUCAGGAGACUUGCUGGUCCAGCCAGACAGGUCCACAUUUGAAUCACCAUGGAGGAUACCCAGGAGCCUUAGACAGUGGCGUUUGCCCUUGAGUAAGGUAAAGACUCCAGUGGGAACAGGAGGAUGCCCAGUCCCCAAGUCUGGACAGAGCGUUCAACCUGCAAACAUGGUUCCUGCCAUCCAGAGUCUACAGCCCCUGGAAGGAUCUAUACUAAUCAAGUGACCACGCAAAUAAAGAUAAAACAACAGCUGGUUCGUGAGGGAGAGGGAGGUGAGGCUGCAAGGACAUGUAACCUGGGUCCUCUCAGGAGGCAAAAGUGCAGCCAGCCCUGAGGAGGAGCAGGUGUAUAAAAGGCCCUGGAAGAGCGUCUGUCUGGAAAGCUGAGCAUCAGCACAAGGCGAGGCCCAAGAGGUGGACAGAGCUGGACCAUGUAGGCCCGGUCAGCCACACCCGGGGUUUAAUCCUGGGAAGAAUGGGAGCUGGUAGAGGGCUUUAUGUGCCGACAAGCCAGGACUGGAUUUCCAUUUUGAAGAGUUUGCUCUGGCUGAAGGAGUAACCGGCUCAGGGGGAGGCAGGUGGGGAGCCAAGAGUGGGUGCUGGGCAUCCACAAGAGGCUGUUGCUGGAGGUGGGCCAACCCGAUGGUGACUUGGGCCUGGGCAGAGGCAGAAGGGAUGGAAGAAGGGGAGGAUGGGGUCGAUAUUUAGGAGCUGGAAUCAAGAGGUUGAGUGAAUACUGUGACUCCCCCAAAGACCCCUGUUUAAGUACACUUGCUAGCCGAGAAGCAUUAACGUGUUAGCGUGAAGAGGUGCCCACAUUAGCAGGAUGUCUCUUUACACUAAGUCCAUUACCAGAGGUGCUAGUGAAGGGGGCAAAGAAGGAAGUGGGUGAAGGGCUGCAUGGGCAGAUGAAGUGAAGGACACAGGCGCCAGGGGGCAGCACAAGAAUCUUGGUACCCAGUCCCUACAGAAAAUAAGAUUAGCCACUUCCUACUGAGCCUGGGGUCAAGUCACUUUGCAGCUUCUUGUUCAAGCGUGUGCUUCUGUCCGUGGAGGUAAGGACACCUGUGCUGCACACCCAGUGCUACUGUGAGCAUGGCAGAUUGGAUAACUUUGAGGGACCUGCCAACCCAAAGCAUCUAGGAAAGGCACUUGACCAUGUCUCAGGCUGCCCUGAGAAUGAGGCCAACUUCCAGUAAUCCACCCUGGGACCUGGGGUCCAGGGAGAAGGUGGAGCCCAGGGAGCUGGACUGGAGACCCGUGUCUGCAGUCAGGAUUGAUUCUAAAGGCCAAGAUGGGGCAGCCCUGGCUGCUGUCCUGUGUGUGUCUUAGGCGCCUGGAGCUCUAGGCUCUGGUGGAGCAGCAGCUAGAUUUAGACUGUAACCAUCUCUAGUGGUUGACAGAGCACAUAGUAUUUUAUGCCAUGAGGCACCCUCGUGGUUUGUGGGAGAAACACAUGCUUUGGGGCAGGUCCCUCCAACUACUCCCAGCUGGUCUGGGAGACAGAGCCGGAAGAACAUCUGCUUUCUGCUUCACUUCUGGUUUCUCCUUAGCCACUCUGAGUCUCAGUUUCCUCAUCUGUAACCUGGAGACGACCCCCUGUGCCAGCUGAGUCGCUCUGACAGUGGGACACACUUUAGGCACUGGGUAAUGGGAGUUGCUGCUGGUAGUCUGAAGUCAAGCCACUUGUGGGUGUGGAGUGUAAGCUCUGGGUUUGGCGACGCCUGAAGAGGGUUCUUCUGCCCCCUCCACGUAAGCAAAUUGCUGACAGUGGCAAAGCCACGUUGCCAUGUUUAUGGGGAAACUGCUUUGGUUUCGCAUUUAAAAGGAAAAAGAUACUUGGGUUCGGUUUAGUCUAGGGUUUGGCAAAUGCGUGUGGCUGGGCGGCCGCUGGGAUCGGGGUCCGGGAACAUGCAACUAGCCGGGCGUUAGGACCCGGAGCGCGUCUGCCGGACCGGCGAGUCCAGGUCCCGGAGCCGCGGGAGGAGAGGCAUGAAUGAGAGGCUGGAGGGGUUCGCGGCUGAAAGGGCUGGCGGCGGAAUAGCUCUGCUGUCGCCAGGCAACCGUCCUGACGCAACGCAAAAAAAAAAAAAAAAAAAGUCCCUUAAAAAAAGAAUAGUGCUGAGAAUUCACGGGAGCACGAGAGAGGAGGCAGCAGCCGGCUUAGACCCCGAGGCCGGGGCUAGAAGCUGCGGAACGGGGAGCUCGUGUCCUGUGGAGGAGGCGGGGACCUUGGUGACACCCCGGGAAGGAGCCUCUGAGCACCCUGGAAGGUGUGGAAGCAGAAGCUUUGGGUAACACACUGAGGUGUAGCACAGGACAUUGCAGACUGCCCUGCGCUGAGAGGUGCACCCGGGGCCCUUACUGGCCAGCGGCUUCUGGCUUCUCGCCACCUGCCCUUCCCCACGAGGAGGAGCUGCUUCCCCACCCAUCUCUGAUCCGUCUGCAUCUCCGGGACUGAUAGAUCUUCUUGGCAAAGCUGCCCCCAAAGAUUCCUGCUAACGCUUGUCUGUUCCUGCCUUUUGCGAAGCAUGGCGCCCACAGGAUUUUGGAAAGAAUCUUAAACUCCGGAAAGAGCAGCUCGACAGUGGCUCCGGAGGGUGCUCUGUGCGGCUCAUCCCCAGUCCCUCUUGGCUCCGGGAGCUGCUCACAUCCCAGCGAUGCCCUUAGGAGCCUUGGCCCCAGCUGGGUGACAUCACUCCAGAGCGGGCACCAACCUUGCCUAACCCGCUGGGACUCCCUUAUCACCUCCACCACCUCCCAUGUCUGACGGCUUCUGCAGACUCUAGAAUGUCUGUACCCCAGAUCCAAGUGGAAGAAGAAGAGGGGCUGGCAGGGGCUGCCCCACCUCCUGAUGACCACCUCCGGAGCCUGAAAGCCCUCACUGAGAAACUGAGGCUGGAGACCCGCAGGCCCUCCUACCUAGAAUGGCAGGCCAGGCUGGAGGAGCAGGCAUGGCCCUUCCCCAGGGCAGCUGCUGAGCAGGGGGCACGCGGGGAGGAAGAGCCCUCCCCACCGAGAGAGCCCAGGCAGCAUCCCCCGCCUCAUGACAGUGCCAGCCAGGACGACGGGACCCGGCCCACAGGCAAGCUGGAGGGCUUUGAAAACAUCGACGAAGCCAUAGCCUGGCUCAGGAAGGAACUGAUGGAGAUGCGGCUACAGGACCAGCAGCUAGCCAGACAGCUCAUGCGUCUGCGCAGUGACAUCAACAAGCUGAAGAUCGAGCAGACCUGCGACCUCCACAGGAGGAUGCUCAAUGAUGCCACCUAUGAGCUGGAGGAGCGCGACGAGCUGUCAGACCUCUUCUGCGACUCCCCGCUGGCCUCGUCCUUCAGUCUCUCGACGCCACUCAAACUCAUCGGAGUCACCAAGAUGAACAUCAACUCCCGGAGGUUCUCCCUCUGCUGAGAAGCCCCGGAACUGGACAGAGGAGCCAGAACUGGGGGUUUUGGAGGCAGGGAGGAGGGAUGAGAAGGGGGUUGAGGCCGAGUUACCCCACAGGCAGGACUUCCCUGAGACCGGUGAACCCUGGACCCCCAGGAUCUGUCAGCAGGUGAUCGCCCCAGUUUCAGAGCCCAACAUCCCCAUGACCAGUUCUCACCUAAUACCCAAAGAGUCUUGCAGAAGGGCCACUCCACCCAGAUGUCCAAUGAGACCUGGGUUGCCAGCAUGUCACAUCUCAGUCCUCCCCUCAGUGACCCAUAUUCUUGUUUCAUGGAAUCACUGGUGCUAUGAGACCUGGGAUCCCAAAUGGGGGGCCCCAAAGCCGUGAUUCUUGCCAAAGGCUUCCCCACAGGCCCUGAGCCACCAGGGAGAGGUGACUAGAUGUGUCAGAUGUGCCCACCUCGCUGUGGCUGUCCUUUAAGUACCGGCUCGAAUUCUCCCUUAAAUAGGUGACUCAACAACCUUGACAGGGACCCACCAGAGGAUGAAAACCAAAAGGAUGCAAUGUAAGUUGUAUCCAUGUUGUGCCAGAGUCAUUUCGGCGGAGCAAGCACAGAAGCCCCUGUUGCCUGCCUGGCCACAAGCACCAGUCCCAACCUCCAAAGAGUCAGUCCCUUUGCCAUCGCCCCACCUCCCUGGGGGAGUGCCUAGGAGACCACUGGUGCCUGACCAGGCAGCUCUGUCAGUGAGUUUCCCGUAACUGAAUUCUCCCCGGGGCCAGCCAAGGCCUCCCGGUGGAUUCUGACAAUGCCACCUACGUCACCUUAUUGCCCUCCCCAGAAAAACUCGAGGGAGCCCAGACGCUUGCCCUGAGCUCUUCCGAGAUUCUGUGCCUAGUUUAAAUGACUAAUUUUAACUGAAUCAGACUGUUACUAAUCUGUCACUAACCUGUUGAUAACUGUUUGAUUUUUGUCCUAAUGGCAAAGCCAGAUGGGUAGGUAAAGUAUAGAGGUUCAGGAUUUUAUUUUAAAAGGUUCUUCCUAAUGCCAAGCAUGAGGAUCAAGAAGGUGAGGACUGCGGCCUGAUCGGGUUAGGGAAGUUAGCCUGGGAGAGGGCCACGAGUCCGUGUUCCCGCCAGCUGGGAGUCUCUGACCUUUGGUGUCAUUCAGUUGGUCGAGGCCUCUCCUUCACAAAGAAGUACAGUGAGGCCAAGGAAAAAGAGAAUGACUUCCCUCCAGCUACACAGCUCCUUAGUGGCCAUAGAAUAUUGAUGUGUUAAAUCAUUAUUGAUAAUGCCCGGACAGAUCCCAUAUCAAUGAACUUGAACUCCAAAGAUGGUCCUAAAUGCUUUGCCAAACUCUACAAACUGCCAGCCUCUACUCUCCACCUCAUUCGGUCCUGACUAGCACCUCCCAUUUUGCAAUUCAGAAUAUUUGGGUCUCACUCGGAGCAAUGUCUGGACAGCAGACCCACAGAACACACAUUACCAAUCAUCAAUCGUCAAGGUAAAGUGUCCUGCUGCCCUGGCGUGCCUGUUUCGUCUUCCCAUAUAACCUCCCCGGGGCCCAUGUGUGUGUGCACGUGCGCACAAACACACACACACAAACACACCCCAGGACCCACACUGGGAAAAGGUGUUUUUUUUUCCUAUGGCCUGGGAGUGGAAAGAUGCAAAUGAAUAGUCUCUAGUUUGACAGAAAAUAAGUUGGUCUGUUCCUUGUGAUUUCAAAGAGCUGGAGGGGGUAUGCUCCCUUCAAAGAAGUUUUAACCACAAGGCCAAGUUUGUUUUGGCCCAACGCUGAGCAGUGACAGAGGGCUGAGCCCCAGAGCACUCAUUUAUGGAGACCUCGGAGGAAGGCCAGCCCCCUCGGGGGCUGGAAAUGGGGGAUUUUCUCUGCUUGGUGAUUUCUCACCUUAGGAAUCCGUACAAGCACUGCCAGGGCUCACGGAGGCAAGCGUUCCUGCCAGCCUUCUUCCAGACCCCGAGAUCAUGUGGUGUCAGGGGGGCCUACGCACGCUCACCACACCCGCCGCAGACACACACACAUGUACACGUACAUAGGAAAGCUCAUUCCAUAUUCAGGGGGAAAAAAGGCCAACCUGAUUUUGCUUCUUUCUAGAAAUCAGUCAUCUCAGUAACAAAAAAAGUUGGAAUCAACUACAGUUGAAUGAUUUAGUUGAAUUUCAUCAACCCAAUUGAAUUGGAGUCAGCUGGGCAAUUUAGUUGCUCAGUUAGCUUAAUGCUUACUUUUCCCCCCGCCUUUUUUUUUU